UUCAUCGGGUUCCUGCGUUGGAAGUGUGCUCUGGUUACGUGUAGCUCCCGGUUCCCGGGCGGGGAGGAGAGCCCGCUGCCCGGGCUGCCCUCUCCCCGCGCUCCCGUCCCCUCGGCGGCCCUGGCCCUCUGCUGCGGGGCGGGGUUGGGUCACAGGGCUGCUCUGGUGAAAAGGAUCGGGCUGAGGAGUUUAUUUUGAAUGAGAGCCUGGCUGGCUCAAGCAGCUGGCUGGGCAGCGUUGUAGCAGAGAGGAGGAUGCAGCAGUGGGAACAAGGAGGAGGGGUUAAUUUCUCCACUACUGGAAGAGGUCGUUUGGUUUCGUUGAGGGCUUGUCAGUGUUAGAUUGAUGAUUCGGCUCGGUGAUCUUUUGCAGCCAAGGUGAUUCUGUAUCAAGCUGCGCUCUGAAGCAGCAGCGUGUGAUUUGAGAACAAAGCUAGAGCCUGAGAGCAGUUUGGGGUGUGAAGGGACCACAGGGUCCAUCCUGCCGUGGGUCUGGUCCCACGUUGCCUCUGAUGCCAGUCAUGUGUCUAGGUAAACUCAGGGCUGUUUGACCUCUGCAGGGAUGGGGUUUGCUGGGAGGGAGGCUGUGCUGCUGCAGCAGCAGCAGUGCCAGAGGACAUGGACAGAAAGCUUUUGAGGAGGGAACGUGCUAGUGGUGGGACCGACCUGCUGGGGAGCAAGUCCUUCCAGUGGGGGUCCAAUGCUCUUCCUUGCUUUCAGUUCUCCUUCCAGGAAAAUGGCUGGGGUGCAUCCCUUGCUGAGAGACUGGUCAGAAAGUGUGAUGUUGUGAACCGUGGGCUCUCGGGGUACAACACCAGAUGGGCUAAACUGAUCCUUCCACGACUGAUCACUAAAAGUUCUGGUGCUGAGAGUACUGUUGCAGUUACUAUUUUCUUUGGAGCUAAUGACAGUGCUUUGAAAGAUCUGAACCCUAAGCAACAUGUUCCUCUGGAGGAAUAUGCUGCAAACUUAAAGAGCAUGAUACAGUAUCUGAAGUCAGUAGACAUUACUGAAGACCGGAUUAUUUUGAUAACGCCACCACCUCUUCAGGAAUCAGCUUGGGAAAAGGAGUGUCUUGCCAAAGGUGACAAAUUAAAUCGCCGCAAUGCCACCACUGGGGAGUAUGCCCAGGCCUGUGUUCAGGUAGCCAGGGAUUGUGGGACAGAUGUACUUGACCUCUGGACACUGAUGCAAAAAAAUCAGGAUUUCUCCUCAUAUUUGUCUGAUGGGCUCCAUUUAUCAACAAAAGGCAACAGCUUUGUGGCAGCACAGCUUUGGUCACACCUGGAAAAAAAACUGUCUGCUCUUCCUUCACUGCUUCCUUACUGGCGUGAUGUGGACCAUUCCAACCCUGAGGCCAGUCUGCUGUGAGGUCCCCUGCAGCCAGGAGCUGAAGCAGCCAGGCCUGACAAGGCCCAUCUGUUCACAAACAGCCCGUGUCCAGCAUGGAGGUGCAAACAGCACCUUGGUGGGGAACGGGGCCGGGGGGAGGUACCACACCCUCUGGAUACCCCUCUGUGUCCCCUUCUCUUGCUCUGUGGGAGAAUAAAGAGGAGGCCACUCA
Messenger RNA from Apus apus (common swift), 1563 nucleotides. It is a transcript of the gene IAH1, whose product is annotated as isoamyl acetate hydrolyzing esterase 1 (putative). Lineage: Eukaryota; Metazoa; Chordata; Aves; Apodiformes; Apodidae. Gene Ontology annotation, molecular function: hydrolase activity, acting on ester bonds. Bases 618 to 1370 code for a protein of 250 amino acids. The transcript has 5 exons. The record is from RefSeq and is a predicted model, not a curated record.